AUGGACGGCGACGAGCCCACGCAAGCGACACAGAAUGUUCUCGAUCCGCGCCGUGUCGGGAAGCAGAAUUCAGGCUUUUCAGACGAAGAUAUCUCCGACAUAAUAUGCGUCCUCUACCCACACUCUGAUUCUGCCCGUGUCGAACUCGAACGUCUGGUCGGCGAAAACUCCCCACACAUCAUUGGAAAAGACGAAGCGGAUGGCGUUGAACCCGACUAUGCCUUAGAAGACCAAGCAGCCCGUUUUCUCGCCAAUCCAACCGGCACCGGUACCCAUGCCAUCAUUCUACGUCUAUCGUCGCACCUCAAGAACCCGAAGGCCGGCUUUGUCUUUGGUCGAAAUCCCGUCCGAUGCGACGUUGUGUUUGUCAACGAUCCUUUGAAAAGAAUCAGUAACAUUCACUUCCGGAUUUACGUCAACGAAUAUGGCACUGUCAUGGUUGAGGACCAAUCGACCAACGGUACCAUUGUUGAUGACCAUCUUUUAACUUCCCAUCCUCAAGCCAAGGGAAGAAGUGACCCUCCAAUUAGCAAGUGGGUUUUGAGUUCUGGCUCGAUUAUUAAGAUCUAUCUCCAUAAGGAGGCCCGGGACUUGACUUUCCGAGUCCGUAUACCACGGCGUGAUAACGAGUAUGACCAAGCAUAUACCGAUAAAGUCGAUGAUUUUUUCGCACGUCACGGACUACCACGCCAAAAUGAGACCAUCACGCCUGGUCCAGGCGGUCACGUUGAUCUCUUUAAACAACCUGCUCAGACACAUUUUAAGAGAGAAGAGACCAAUGAGAUAACGCAGCGUACUCCUCAAACAUUACCUAAAAGAAGAGACGCACCACGGGAAUGGACGGGCUCCGGAAAAUAUAACAGAACCGGCUCGAUCGGAAAGGGUGCCUUCGCAGUUGUCCACAGGGUCACCUCAAAGUAUGACGGCUUGCCAUAUGCUGCUAAAGAGAUCGAAAAGCGCCGUUUUAUCAAGAACGGCGUCCUUGAUCAGAAGGUCGAGAAUGAGAUGAAGAUCAUGCAGCGAGUUAAGCAUCCCCAUAUUGUUCGCUACAUGGAGCACUUUGAAUGGGAUGACCGAUUGCUAAUCAUCAUUAUGGAAUUUGUUCCUGGCGGUGACUUGGGAAAACUUAUCUCAGACCAAAAGGCUCUGAGGGAGGAUGUUGUUCGAACCAUGUCAGGGCAGCUCUUGGGUGCCUUGGGAUAUCUACACGCCAAUAACAUCACUCAUCGCGACGUCAAACCAGACAACAUCCUCAUCAACUCACUCAAUCCAAUUGAUCUCAAGCUCACCGACUUUGGCUUGUCAAAAAUGGUGGACAGCGAGCAGACUUUCUUGCGAACGUUUUGUGGCACCUUGCUUUAUUGCGCCCCUGAGGUGUACACAGAAUAUGCCGAGUAUGAUGAUGACGGCGUUCGUAGUCGAGGGAAGAAGAUGAGACGUCCGCCGGGCCAAAGAUACAACCACGCCGUUGACAUCUGGUCUCUUGGCGGGGUCUUGUUUUAUGCUCUGACUGCGUCACCUCCUUAUCCUGUCAAGAGUGGCAUCAGCUACUCUGAGCUGUUACACAAGAUCAUGACUACCCGGCUGAACAUCGCACCACUGCAGAGGAAUGAUGUGUCAGAGCAAGCUAUUGACUUCCUCUGCAGAAUGCUCCAGCGCCGGCCAGAAAACCGAGCAACAGUGGCAGAACUCGAAAGCCACCCAUGGUCUUCCAGCGACGACUCUAUCGUCAACGCUUCACAAUCCUUUGACGAGAUUUCGGAUGACGACAUGUUUGACAACUUUUCCCAAUUGCAACCUCGACAUUACGAAGAAGAUAGGGUCAGUGACUCUAUGGGCGAAGAGUCAGAAAAAGAAACCCCGACGGUACCACUAGAAACGAACCAGCCCAGACUAUUUGGAGAAGUUGGUGUCUCAGCGAUUGGUAGCUCAGGAGUUAUCCCGGAAGAUUAUCUCAACCUCGAGAAUAGCAACCCUAGUGCAGACGAGACCGAAAUCCUCCGCAAGGAUGAAGACGAGGCAUAUCAAUCGGACGAGUUGCUUACACCCAGGAACAGGAAUCGUCGGACAUACCGCCAGAACAACAUUUCGAUGGCACAGAAUCAGUCUGAGGACCAACUUCAGAGUCUGGUAGAGGACGUGGCGUCGCAGAGCCUUGGCGGGAAUGAGUCAAGCGUGCAACGCCCUGGACAAUCGCGUUGCUCUCUGCAAUCGGCAGACUUGAAUACUAGUAAACGAAAACCCCCCUCAUAUGAUACAAGCGACGAGUUCGAGAACACACCCCAAGGAAAACCUACAAUGAAGAGACUUAAGUCAGAAGGCAACAUUGAAGAUCUGGCAAAUGACGUAUUUGAGGAGUACAAACUGCUGGUGCAAGUGCCAUCUGCCGAGAAGCAAGCUUCAGGGCGCCAAAUUGACAAACCUUACAACAAAACAUGUUUCUGGGAGCAAGACAAGACAACGUGGCACUUCGACUAUCCGGAACUCACUCAUCUGCAACACAAAGCUUUCGAGCGGGGCGCGGCCGCAAGGAAUGAAAAGUUCGAGCCCGGAAAAACGCCAUUAUGGGAUCUUGCGAUGAAGUAUUUCUCUCCCGUCUCAAAAGCCGGGUCGCAAAUCAACCAAACUCGACGAAGCUCGCGGACACCUCAGGACACGGCAGCUGAUGAGCCCCUGGAAUUUCCUCCGACUGCCGCUCCGCUUGAGAACUCUCAGAUUCCCGAUACUUUGCCUACACACACACAGAUAAUCGUCCCGGUCCAGGAAGACGAGCCCAAUAGGCGUGCCAUUGGCGUGCUUGAGUCUCAUCACGAUUCGUGCGUCCCUGGGAUCAGCAUUCCCAUCAAAGAUACCUUGGUCUCAUUCGGCCGUGGCCCAGCAAAUACUGAGGUGUUCAAAGACAUACAAGAAUCCCGAGUGCCGAAGUAUGCCUUUAAACUGCUGCUUUGGAAAGAAGAUGGCACCUUUGAUCCUUCAAAGGAUCCUGAUAAAGUUCCUCCUCCUUGGCUUCGAGAUGCCGGAGAUCCGAACGAGUACGGGUUUUACAUCUCGACCAAAGCAUCCGUUGGUAUCAGCAUCAAUGGUUACCAACUUGCUUCUUCUGAUGCGAAGAACCACAGCGGCCCCUCACACCAUUGGGCUCGAAUUUGGAACGGUGACACAGUGAUGAUAUGGGGCGACAGAAAGAGCACACAGACAAAACUCACAUUUCAGUGUUUCUGGGGUGCCUCUUCCCAGGCGCGUGAGCAGAAUCAAGGUUUGCAACUCGCAUCUACGUCGCUCGCCCAGAAACUUGACGCUGCGUGUCAAAAGGCGGAGAAACGGAUCAAGGAGGUCAUUGAGAAGAAGAAGAUCAAAGACGCAAUCAAUGCUGAUCUACGGGAACGUAUAGAAAACAUUGAAAGAGAACAAGAACGAAGUCGUGCUUUCGAGAAGAAGCGAAAAGAGGCCAUCGCUUAUCUUGACUCUAGACAAACCCCUUUGUCGCGAAUGGCUUCGCCCGCAAGCGCACCAGGAACAAGUAACUACCUUGAACCUCUAAUGUUUCGUAUGAGCUCCGAUAACAAUCUCUCGAUCCAGUAA
Molecule: messenger RNA, 3582 nt
Organism: Fusarium redolens
Lineage: Eukaryota; Fungi; Ascomycota; Sordariomycetes; Hypocreales; Nectriaceae
Exons: 3
Coding region: 1-3582 (1193 amino acids)
Biological process (GO): peptidyl-serine phosphorylation; autophagy
Cellular component (GO): cytoplasm
Molecular function (GO): protein serine/threonine kinase activity; protein binding; ATP binding
Source: RefSeq, a predicted model, not a curated record